AUCACUCUAAGUCUCCAACCCAUCAAAAACUCUACUUGAAAAAAGAAAAGGGAAAAGCACUUCCCAAACAAGCAGAAGCAAAAAUGGCGAUGGCGGCAUCGAAGGGAGAGCUAGUUUACAAAAUCUACAGAGCAUUAACCUACGGUCUAUCACCGUUGCUGCACCUUCACUUACAAUGGCGGAAGCUCCGUGGGCUGGAGCACCCCCUCAGGUGGCGCGAACGCUUGGGCCUGCCUUCCCUCCCACGCCCCUCCGGCCCACUCCUCUGGUUCCACGCUGUCUCUUUAGGAGAAGGAAUGGCCGCGAUUCCCGUCAUCAAAUAUUGCAGUCAACGGAGGCCAGAUGUCAACAUUCUGAUGACAACGACGACGUUUUCUGCUUUUGAAGUACUGAAAAAUAGGCUUCCAGCUAAUGUUAUAUAUCAGUUUGCUCCACUUGAUACUCCUGCUGCCAUGAAUGCUUUCCUUGGGUAUUGGAAGCCAAACGGGAUUGUAUUAAUGGAGAGUGAAUUAUGGCCGAACCUUAUAAUGGGUGCUUCGAAACUUGGAAUUGGUUUGGCAUUAUUAAAUGCUCGGUUGUCCGCAAAAUCCUUUAGAAAUUGGUCGAGACCAGUGCUUUUUCCUCUGAUAUCGCUUUUGUUGUCAAAAUUUUCCUUGAUUGCCCCGUUGAGCUCUGUCCAGGCAAUUCAUUUUCAGCUACUGCGGGCCCCACCUUUUAGCAUACAUUUUUCUGGUGAUCUAAAAUAUGCGGUGAAUGAACAUGAACUUCUAGUGAAAGAUGUCAGACAUAUAGAAGAUAUGCAAAAACAGCUUUCUCAAAAACGGGUUUGGAUGGCUGCUUCAAUUCACCAUGGUGAAGAAGAAAUAAUGUUAGGAGUCCACAACAUUCUCAUGCAAACUCACCCUGACAUUGUCACCAUUAUUGUGCCUCGACAUCCACAACUUGGACAAGAGAUUGCUGAAGAAAUGCAAAAAGGAGGGCAAAAUGUAGCUUUGAGGUCUCAACAUGAAAAAUUUAUUCCAGGAACAAGCAUAUAUGUGGUGGAUACACUUGGUGAAUUAAGGCAGUUGUAUCAGUUGACCCCAAUAGCUGUAAUUGGAGGUUCUUUCCUCCCUGGUUUAGCUGGCCAUAACAUAUCAGAAGCAGCUGCAGCUGGCUGUGCUGUUUUGACUGGUCAUCAUGUUGGGCAUUUCUCACAUAUGGUGAGAGAAAUGCAGCAGUUAAAUCCUUUGUCAGUAAUGCAGGUAUCAGGGAAGUUAGAGCUUGAAAAGGCUCUAAGAGAGCUCUUUGAUGAUGGAAAGAUUCUAGAAUCACGACAGAAGGCUGCAAAUGAAGCUUACCAUGCUUUAUCAAGUAGUGUUGUUGCCAAUGCUUGGAAUCUACUAAAUUUCCAUUUCUUGAGGCAGGAUUUCAUUUAGAAAAUAAAUCAAGACUGGCACACAACAAAUAUAAAUAUGACAGUGAAGCAUUCACCUGCUUUAGCAACAGAGCACAUCAAGGCAUGUAGUCCCAUUUUGUGAGUCCUAUACUACCAUUUGCUUUCUCACAUGGUAUAUUGAAUCUGGAAAUCAACUUUUUAUCCCAGAAAACAUCGAAAAUAAUUGCUUCCAGUGCAGAGUUUGUGUUGAAUUGAGCCUAAAUACCUCUAAGAUAUAAAGACUUUUAUGCUUGGUUCUUUAUAUUAAUUUUAUAUAUGGUAUUCUCUCAUUGUGUAUCAUUGAGGGGUUUUUUUUCUGUCUUUUUCAUUUUUGGAAAAAAAAUUCUUCAUGCAUAACUAUAUUAAAUCCAAACCUGUAGAGGCAGUUUUUCUUUUCUUUGCUGUUUCUUCUUUCUAUGUUAUCCUUUUGCUGCUUUGUGCAACUCUCUGUGCGUGCUUAUGCUUCAGGGUUGUUCCCAACGUUUAUAUGAAUAAAAUGUAUAUGCAUAAAGUUGGAAUAGCAAAUACUUGUUUUGUCAUAAACAGCUCAAUAGCCAAUAUUUUAUACAUUCUUCAUUAAGAAUAUAACUCUAUGUGCAUCAUUAAUUUAACAGCAAGAAAUGAUGAUAACAUUUGGAGAGAUUUGGCAACUGCCUUAAUUGUUGCACCCAAUCUUUGCUGCUGUUUCUUUCGUUCUAGCUCAUCUUUGUUACAUGGAACCAUGAAGAAGUGCACUCGUGUGCUCCAUGAGCUUAUACUGAGGUCUAUGUU
Molecule: messenger RNA, 2188 nt
Organism: Durio zibethinus
Lineage: Eukaryota; Viridiplantae; Streptophyta; Magnoliopsida; Malvales; Malvaceae
Source: RefSeq, a predicted model, not a curated record